Molecule: messenger RNA, 1276 nt
Organism: Podarcis raffonei (Aeolian wall lizard)
Lineage: Eukaryota; Metazoa; Chordata; Lepidosauria; Squamata; Lacertidae
Gene: CENPN
Product: centromere protein N
Exons: 11
Coding region: 169-1209 (346 amino acids)
Biological process (GO): CENP-A containing chromatin assembly; chromosome segregation
Source: RefSeq, a predicted model, not a curated record
GGGCUCGUAAGCCGAAAAAGAAGAUGGCAAAGAGGCGGCGGCUGAACGCCGGAGAUGGGAAGGACGGGGCUGAGUAAGUUUGACUUGAGGGUGGGGGAUCGCCGCUGAGGUAACAGGGGCUGCCCUUUUCCCUCAGAAGAAAGCGAGCCGGGGAAACGGGUCUUCAUUAUGGAUGAGAGAGUAGCUGAAUACAUUAGAAGAACUGUGCUGCGAAUCCCACGUUCCGAAAUGGGGAAAAUGCUGGCUACAUGGGGGUUUCUGUCUGAAACUCAGCUUCAGUCUUUAAACAUCCAUCAGCUAAAGGAAAAUGUGUCCCAAGAAGUAGUUCGGCUAUGUGAGGAAAACCAUGCAACUAUCCAGCAUGCAGCAGAUCUAGACAUAAUUUACAACUACACAUACAGGGACAAAAAGCUUUGGACUGUUUAUCAAAUGACAAAAGAAGGUGGUGAUGAAUAUGACAUUUUUGACUUGGCAGAUUUUAAAAAGAAAUUUAAAAGAAGUCUUCAGUCAGCUUUGAAAAAUGUAACUAUCAGCUUUAAAGAGUUUGAAGACAAUGCAAUUUGGAUUCGCAUUGCAUGGGGAACACAGUAUACAAAGCCCAACCAAUACAAGCCAUCCUAUGUAGCUUACAUUUCACAGACUCCUUAUGUGUUCAUAUCCAGCUCUAGAAAUAAGAACUGCAAACCGUUACUUUUGCAGGCCCUGCUGAUAGCUGCCAGUUACAAUGACAUCCAUGAAAUGGACCUCCGAAGCCGUUGUUUAGACUCGCUUAAAGAUAUUUUACUUAAGCGAUGUAGCCAGAAAUUUCAAACACAUCACCCACAACCUCUACAAGAACGAAAUUGCAUUCUGCAAAGAGUGGAUCCAAAUAUAGUAAAGGAAGAUAAACUUAAAAAGGAAAGAAUUGAAAGAGUUAAUGAGGAAGCCUUUGGUGAUGGUCCUCAGCCAAAACUGGAGUUUGCACAAUACAAGCUUGAGACUACGUUCAGAAAUGAACAAGAAAAUGGUAUCUUGAACAAUAAAGACCCGUUUAGAUGUAUGGUCAAGUUUUCUAGUCCUCAUCUUUUAGAGUCACUGAAAUCCCUAGCACCUGCCGGGCUGGCAGAUGUUCCCCCCUCACCAUUACUUACUUGCAUCACCCAAAAAGCCAGGAACUAUUUUAGAAUUAAUGAGAGAAAAAGUGCACUAUCACAAACCCUUGCAAGCUAAUGGCAUUUUUAGACAAAGGAGUGGAUUACUUAUUUCUCUUCAGCAAAAUAAAACAACAUGGAAUGUA